GCGAUUCCGCAAGUGCGUUACAGGGGGACCUCUCGCGAUGUCUGCACGGUCUCUGGCGCAGUGAAGCAAACCGGAAGAGAAAAUCAUCCUGCUGUAGUUGGGCCAGCUCUGGUUGUUGUGGUACUGCAGCUUGUGUGUGGCCGAUUCAGGGGGCUAUUUUGUCUCUGUUAUCUGUGUUUACAUCUGAGCCCUGAGUUGAAAAUAACACUCGACUGCCAGAGGACCUGACGCGAAUGGAGUCUCACGGCAGGGACGAAGUGAAGGGGCCGGUGCUGCACAUCGUGGUUGUUGGAUUUCACCACAAAAAGGGCUGUCAGGUUGAAUUUUCCUAUCCACCGCUGGUGCCAGACGAGGGUCAUGACAGCAACCUGCUGCCAGAGGAGUGGAAGUACCUCCCUUUCCUGGCUCUUCCUGAUGGAGCACACAACUACCAAGACGACACUGUGUAUUUUCACCUGCCGCCUCUCGGUGGAGACGUGAAGUGCGUGUAUGGAGUGUCCUGCUAUCGCCAAAUAGAGUCAAAGGCCUUGAAGGUCCGACAGGCUGAUGUCACCAGGGAAACUGUUCAGAAGAGUGUCUGCGUCCUCAGUCGAGUGCCUCUUUAUGGUCUGCUUCAAGCAAAACUGCAGCUCAUCACACACGCCUACUUUGAGGAGAAAGACUUCUCACAGAUCUCCAUCCUAAAGGAACUGUACGAUCACAUGAACGGCUCUCUCCGGGGUUCAGCUCUGGAUGGAUCACAGGUUUAUCUCGGAUUAUCACCGAGAGAUCUCAUCCUUCACUUCCGGCACAAGGUUCUCAUCCUUUUCAAGCUCAUUCUGCUGGAGAAGAAGGUAUUGUUCUACGUGUCUCCCGUCAACAGACUAGUGGGAGCUCUGAUGACCGUCCUGUCGCUGUUUCCAGGGAUGAUCGAGCACGGCCUGGUCGACUCCUCCCACUACAGACCUAAGGGCAGCGUAUCGGAGGACAAGGGCCUGGUGGAGAGCGUCCCUGGAGCAGAGGAGUUUGUUUCCGUGUCGGUCACUGACCUCACCAACGCCAACCUGGAGCUGGAAGGGCUGGAGGCAGUUCAGGCUGCAGCAGAGUCUCCGUCCGCUGGGGACAACGCCAACGGCGUCCGCCACCUCCUCCAACCCCCCCCGCAUCCUUCUCCAGAGUCCUCCGAGAGCGAGUGGGAGACUCUGGACCCCAGCGUGUUGGAAGAAGGAGGUCCCAAAGAGGCGGCUGAGACGGGGUCCGAGCUCCUGGACGCUUUCGAGUCCAACCCGGAAACUCCCAUCACUGUGCAGCCGCAGGCGGCCAGCGGGCAGGGAGGGGUCAUCCAGGGCCUGGUGUCAGGUUUGGAGGAGGAUCAGUACGGCCUGCCGCUGGCCGUUUUCACAAAGGGCUACCUGUGCUUGCCCUACAUGGCCCUGCAGCAGCACCACCUCCUCUCAGACGUGACGGUACGGGGCUUCGUGGCGGGCGCCACAAACAUCCUCUUCCGACAGCAGAGGCACCUCAGCGAUGCCGUCGUCGAAGUGGAGGAGGCUAAGAUCCAGAUCCAGGACCCGGAGCUGCGAAAGGUCCUGAGCCUGACGACGGCGGACCUGCGGUUCGCAGACUACCUGGUGAAGCACGUGACGGAGAACCGGGACGACGUGUUCCUGGACGGGACGGGCUGGGAGGGCGGAGACGAGUGGAUCAGAGCCCAGUUCACCCUCUACCUGCAUUCUUUACUGUCCUCCGCCUUACAGCAAGAUAACGAGAGGCUGCUGGCCGAUUACGGGUCGCCGUUCGUGGCAGCCUGGAAAAUAAGUCACAACUUCCGAGUGUGGUACAGCAACAAGCAUCCCGGCAUGACUGCCAUCACCCCGGGUCACCCGUUCCAGGGCCAGUACAGCGUAGCAGAUGUGAAACUACGACUCUCACAGAUGUGGGCCACCGUGAUCUCCAUCCACAUCCUGCACUCGGGUCAGAGCUGCCUGCUGGACCAGGACCGGGUGGUGGCUCCACUUGUUCCAAAACUCUCAGGACACCCUCCCUUCUCUCACGCCGCAGUAAACACGGAACUCCCCUCCUGCAACCCGAGAGACGGCCACGGGGGGAUUCAGGGUUCGGUACAAAACAGCGAGCGAGGGAAGAAGAUCGGCAACGCCAUGAUGACCACCAGUCGCAGCGUGGUCCUGACCGGGAAGGCCGUAGGUCAGUCCGUGGGCGGAGCGUUGACCAGCGCCAAGUCCGCCAUGUCCUCCUGGUUCUCCACGCUGGCCCAGCCCCCUCCAGCCAAUUCCCCCACCGGUCCGGAGCCCGCCACCGAGGUGAAACCAUAACGGUCCGUGUUGCUCUGCCUCUUUGUCUUCCCGAUGACGUAGCCUUAGAGUCAGAAGCCUGGAAGGUGGUUUUGUUGAAGAACGAGCAGAAUUUUUCUCAAGUUCAGGUGGGAGUCUGAACCCCUAAAACCCAGCUGACCCCUUGACCGGAGAUUCUGAACUUUUUCCACCAUCCUAUUAUCCGGACGUCUCAGCAGACAGGAAGGUAGCAAAUGCUGUUAAACUGCACAGUCAGGAAGCACUGUGAGGCGGAAACUGCCACUGCUUUUGAUCCAAACCGGAGAAUUGAGGAGGUUACAUUUGUCUGGCCCCCUUUGUGUCGCAGCUGCGGCUGAUAUUGAUGGACGUGCUCCGGUGAGACGCUUAAGAUGCUGUCUUUGGGUGUGUGGUGUACACUUUUUCAAUAUUUAGCUAACUUCUCUGUUGCAGCAAUAUCGAGAUUGCUCCUUGGUCACAAGAUUUGACUCCAGUAAUGCCAGCUAUGGCAAUCUAAAAGUUUUAACAGAUUAAAAUUCAGUCUGGCUCAUGUUAAUCGGUGCCUCUGUGGUAAUAUUGUGGUUGUAUAGUGUUAAAGUAUAAUAAUGAAUAAAGUCCAUCUUGAGUGACUUAAGUAUAGGCGUGACUAACAGUUUGUUUAUUACUCUUUAUACAUUUUUAUAACGUCCAAAAGGGUUACUAAACUAACAUUUUGCAUGUGGAAAAGACAAGAAUAAGAUUUUAUCUUAUAUUAAGCAGAAUGUCUAAAAAAUGGGGGUAUUCAACUAAGUGCCGGAAGCUAAAAAGAUAAACUAAGUAAACGUGUUUGUUUAAAAAAAAAAAGUUAAACAAGAGUUUUUAGGUAAAACAUUUCAACGAUAGCGAGAUAAGACGAGUUGUUAGAAAAUUGGGAUAAAACCACGAUUAGAAAACAUUAAAUCCAAAUAAAUAAAUUAGACAAAAAUUUCCAUAUGACAUGGUUAUGAUGAAAUUACACAACAUACACAAGUGUUACAAAAACAAAGAGUGCUUCUAAGUGAUGGUAAUUUGAUAGCAUUAGCUUGCUAAAGUGCUGUAUACUUUCAGCAGUCUCAGGUACAUUUUUUAAUAGUUUUUUCAGAUUAUCAAUGUUUUUCUUUUAUUUAAGUAAAUGAUUGGUAAAAACAAGGCUAAGGCACAGGCAUAGUAUUGUGCCAAGAACACAAUAAUUUAGAGAAUCAAGGAUUUGGAGAAAUAGAGUGAGAUGGUAAAUUUUAUCGGCGAGAUUUAAAAUAACAUCUUGAAAAUGUGUUCAAAAUACCCAUCUUACUUGGCUUACUUUUCUCUUUUGCUGUAUUUUUUUUCGUCUUUGUGGUUGCAAGAUUUUUUGGUUUUGAAAUGUCACCCUUUAUAGUUAUUUUUGUGAAAGUAUUUUUUUGUACAUUUUUAUUCUAAAAGGAGCAAAGCAAAAUAUUUUUGCCCUUUCUGGUUAACAGUUAAGUCAGAAGAAGGUUAGUUUUUUUUUAAUAAGCUCAUAAGUAUUCAUCAAUAGCAGCAGGUCUAUAUUUUUAACCAUUAUUAUCUUUAAAGAUGAGUAUAAAGCAACCUGGUGGCUCACAGAACAUGAUAAACAACUGAAAUGUGAAAUAAAACUCGAAAGCUUAAUAAACAUUUGGUUCAUAUAGAAAUAAACUUUUUUGCCUUUGUGUUUUUUAAGAUUCUAAGAAAAUCUAAAUUUGUCAGUCACGCAUGUUGCAUCCAAAAAGGGAGAAGUUAACAAGUGUCAAAGGGAUGAACCCUUGAAAAAUGCAUCCGCGUAUCCACUGAACAAUCACAAUAUUAUCACAGGCAUCUUUUUUUAUGGCACCUCCAUCCAUCAUGAAGGAAGCUCCAGUGAGCCGUUUGUAUCUCUCACCCAGGCUUUUUUUUUUACUUUGCUGUCUCUAUACAUAAAUGAAUAUAUAUUUGAAGGUCUAUAUUUAGUAAACUCAAAGACAGAUAAUUAUUUAUUUGUUGUAAAACUUGUUAUCGUGAAAUAUCUGUGUUUUCUCAUGACAAUACUGGAACAAGUGGACCACUGUUAAUUUGCACAAAGUAUUCAUUAUAUACUGUUCUUGUGGAUCUUUACCCUGUGGGACUGUAAUUCUGAGGUGGUUACAAAAUAAUUUUCCUCCAUGAUACGAGUACUCAACUGUGGUUGAUUUAAAAAGGUCCAGUGAGCAAGCUGUUUGCUUUUAAAGGUUUUCGUCAUCUACAUGCCUCAAAGAAGCUGUCCAACAUUUUCUGGAUUAUGAUUUCUGAAGUACGUUCAAAAUGUCAGCUGUUUGUUGUUGUUUUUUUUAUAUCCAGAUAUCGUUUCAUUUUGUAUUUAAAAUAUUUUUUGUGGACAGAAUAUUUUCCUGACAGAUGUUUCUGUGUAUUGGAGAUGGACAUGAUUCUACACUAAAUUGCUGUAUUAAAUUGGUUUUUUCUUUGUUUGCUCCUACAAUUCA
Menidia menidia (Atlantic silverside) is the source of this 4759-nucleotide messenger RNA. Lineage: Eukaryota; Metazoa; Chordata; Actinopteri; Atheriniformes; Atherinopsidae. The record is from the annotation of a GenBank genome assembly.